UAUAAAGUUGCCCAGAUGGAGGUGCGACGUGGAAGAGCAGCAAGCCGCUCGUGUCUUAACUGGUCCCAGAACUGAACGCCUAGAGUCUGGACGGAACCCGAGAUCCCACCUCCAGCUCACUACAAUGUAGCACAUCGACAGCUCCGGGUCACUUCACGUGUUAAACAGCGGUCGUCAGCAUGGACGGAGGACUGAUUAUUACUCUUAUUUCGGUCGCGAUGUUUAUAGGUUGUUUUUUACUUGGAUUCAUCCCGCUGUUGUUCCGACUUUCUGAGAGAAGCCUCCAGUACGUCUCCAUCCUGGGGGCAGGUCUCCUGUGUGGGACAGCGCUGUCCAUCACCAUCCCAGAGGGGGUGAGUUUACUGGAGGAGUCGUGGGGAGGAGCCUCCUCCUCCGUUGAGCCGCACGCUCUGAACGCCAGUGACCGAAACGCCACUUCCCCAGAGACGGACCCCCCUCGCUUCUUCAUCGGGGUGACCUUGACCCUGGGCUUCGUCCUGAUGUUCGUGGUGGAUCAGAUCGGAAGCUUCAUUUCCAUGCGUGGACAAACAACCUGUUUAUCCAACAGUGUGGGCAUCACUGCCACUUUGGGGCUGGUUAUUCACGCAGCAGCCGACGGCUUCGCUCUGGGAGCUGCUGUGGCCACGGGUCAGGAGACCGUGCAGGUGGUGGUGUUUUUCGCCGUGAUUCUACACAAGGCGCCUGCGGCCUUCGGCCUGGUCUCCUUCCUGAUGCACGCGGGCCUCGACAGGAAAUACAUCCAGGGACACCUGCUGGCCUUUUCAGCUGCAUCGCCAGUAGUCGCUAUCGCUGCGUACUUCAUAUUACACGCAUCUGGCAGUUCGGCUCCCAAGCAGCUCAGUGCAACAGGUGUGGGAAUGCUCUUCUCCGCCGGGACCUUUCUCUACGUGGCCACAGUGCACGUCCUCCCAGAGAUCAGCAGCAGCAGCAGCAGAAAGGAGAGCCAGGCUUCGUCCGACCUCCAGGAGUACAGUGGAGCCGAGGUUCACCCGCAUCGCUACCUGGGGCUCCUGAAGAGCCUCACGCUGCUCCUCGGGGUCGGGCUCCCCACGGUGCUGGCUCUGGGGCUGCGUGAUGACUGAGACAGGGAGGCAGGUUUUUAUGGUAACACCCCCACGCCGGAAAGGAAAACACUGAGCACCUGCACGGUUUAGCACCGGAUAAUAGCAACCUAGACAAGGGUAGUGAAUGCGACUAAUUUAUUGUUCUUUGUAGAUUAUUUUUCUCUUUUCCAGGAAAUGAAGGAAGUCAAAAAUUGACCAAAAGCCAUGUUGAAAGAUGAGAUUCUACUGGACAGACAGAAAACAAAAGAAGAAUGAGAUCUAGGCCACGCAUUAUAAAGGAGUUUUUAUAGCUGCAAGCAUUUCCUAUUUACUGUUUAACAUUGUGCAGUAGACUAAAUUUUCAAUGCAAGAAGGUGUUAAUGGUGUCAACAUUCCACUAGUAUUAGUACAACGAAAACUAAAUCUGUCAGAAAUCCAGUGGGUGUUUACACAGACAGGUGGCACCGGAUGCUGCACAUAACUGGAG
Messenger RNA from Betta splendens (Siamese fighting fish), 1551 nucleotides. Its product is annotated as zinc transporter ZIP9. Gene Ontology annotation, cellular component: membrane. Gene Ontology annotation, molecular function: metal ion transmembrane transporter activity. Lineage: Eukaryota; Metazoa; Chordata; Actinopteri; Anabantiformes; Osphronemidae. The transcript is spliced from 7 exons. Gene Ontology annotation, biological process: zinc ion transport; transmembrane transport. The record is from RefSeq and is a predicted model, not a curated record. The coding region runs from base 180 to 1103 and encodes 307 amino acids.